Messenger RNA from Xenia sp. Carnegie-2017, 942 nucleotides. RefSeq lists its product as uncharacterized. The coding region runs from base 109 to 429 and encodes 106 amino acids. The record is from RefSeq and is a predicted model, not a curated record. The transcript has 3 exons. Lineage: Eukaryota; Metazoa; Cnidaria; Anthozoa; Malacalcyonacea; Xeniidae.
CAUUUUAUCAACUCCCUCAAGUACAGCAAGCGUACCUCACUAUUUUCGACUUUCGACUUUCGAGAUACUAGUAUCGUUAACAUUUACCGCACGCAAUUUCUUCUGAAAAUGGAUAGAGAUUGUUUUCUAGAAGCCCAAGAGGCAAUGAACAGCAACAACAAAGAAGCUCUGUUGCUUCUGUACAACGAGCUACGCGGGCAGUUGAAUUCAAAGCCAAGAUGUUCAUCUUACUUGCUUCGAUCAAAACUGGGCAAUUCACUGUACCGGCAUAUUGUCGCUGAGACAUAUAUUCCAAGCAGUAUGAAAUCGCAGGGAAAGAUCUACACUGCAAUCAGAUCUCAAGCAUCAGGGAAUUGUCUUUACAGCUCAGUAUCUUUGCUGCUUGUAGGAGACAACAGCUUAACAUGUAAACCCUCGCUUGGCAAAUGAAGCAAUUGUGAAGGAUGUUGCUGUUCACAUAUUAUUCUGCUAUGAAGGCAAGUUUAAGUCUGGCGAGAGCUUUUUGCCAAACCAUUAUGUUCCUCUUCUUUGCUCAACAAAAAAUGAAAAACAUAAAGUGUGUAACAAAAAGCGCAAGCAUCCUGACAACUCUUCUCUACAAGAACACCAAGAUAUUAACCGAUUCUUCCAGCUGUCUUGCAUUGAUAAACCUUCUAACAGUAAUUUUAAAACUGAUAAGUCUAGCCUUAGCACCUUAUGUAUUGACAAGUCUUCUUCUCUUGAUUCAACUUGCUACAAAAAACCCCCUUCUGAUAAAAUAGUGUCAUUUAGUGAGGCUUCUUCUCUUGUUGACUGUCAUAUUCCCCUUAAUUUUGAUGUUGCAACUUUCAGAGAAAAAAGAAAAGGCAUGAGCGAUGGGGAAAUUUACAAUCUCAUAGUAAAUGUUUAUAGACCAGAUGAAAAUUUUGAAUUCCCAAAAACGAAUGGAAGAUCUUUUCGUUA